AUGGCAUUGCUACAAUCAUCCUUUACACGUAAUUUCCACUUCAGACGAUCCUUCAGAUUAUCUCGGUCGCUGACUAUUAAAGAAAAGCGUUUACCAUCCUUUUCCACGUCGUCAACCGACAAUAAAGUGUUGCCGUUUGCUGAUAUUCCAGGCCCCAGGGGAACAUUUCAAAAUAUUCCCGACUACGUGUCGAACAAAGGUGCGAUUCUUGAAGUUGCGGCAAAGCGCUUUGAAAGAUUUGGUCCGAUAUACAGCGAAAAACUACUAAGCGAACGAAAUGUGAAUAUUUGCGACGCUGAUGCGAUACAAAAGGUUUUAAGCAGUGAAAAAAAAUUUCAGAUGCGGCCCGGUUUCGAUGCCCUCGCCGAAAUCAUUGAGGGCGACAACGGCCUUGGGUUCGCAUCAAACGACUACGAAAUAUGGCAUCAGGACAGAUCGAGAAUAUCGCCAAAGUUGAUGCGCCCAAAGGAAAUCAUGGAAACAUUUCCAAUCCUAAAUACUGUAGCGAAUGACUUCACGAAGCGAUUAGAUCAACUUAGAAAGUCUGACGGCGUAGUAGACAAUAUUCACGAGGAGUUAACGUAUUUCAUGGUGGAAUCGUUUUCUUCGUUUCUGUUCAAUCGGCGUCUUGGUUUCUACAACCAUCCGCCAGAACCUGCAGCCGUCGCGUUUGUAAACGCAGCUCUGGAUAUGAUAUACAAUAUUGGGAUGCUCUUUUACACGUUUCCUUUAAACAAGUAUAUCAGAACUCCGCCGUACUAUCGGCUGAAGAAAAAUCUUGCCACAAUCCAUACACUGGGUAUGGACAUUAUAGACGAGGUAUUUGCAACGAAGCAGCAGGAGCGCGAAAAAGAGUUUAGCAACAAUCAAUCAGUGUUUGAGUAUCUUGUUGAAAACGGUAUGAAUACGCCGAAGAGUUUGGCAGCCAUGACAGGAUUGUUAGCCGCCGGCGUUGAUACAACAAGCAUUACAAGUCUGUGGCUCUUGUACGAACUGUCACGGAAUCCAGACUUCCAGGAUAAAGUUUAUCAAGAAAUUGCAUCUGCCGUUGGUCCAAACGAGGAGGUAUUAGCGAACAAUGUCCCAUCGCUUCUCAAAGCAGCUUUGAAGGAGUCGCAACGCAUGUAUCCAGUCGCAGGUUAUAUUGUUCCUCGCGUGUUUCCUAAAGACCUCGAGGUUCUCGGUUACAACAUCCCAGCUGGUGUGAAUGUUUUCUUGCACGAAUAUUUGCUGUCCCUCGACGAGCGUUAUUAUGGGCAAGAUGCGAAGCAGUUUGUACCAGAGCGAUGGCUGCGUGAUGAAACUGGGGAGAAGAAAGAAUUUCAUCCGUUUACUACACUACCUUUCGGUUAUGGAGUGAGAAUGUGCGUUGGACGAAGAAUGGCCGUGUCCACUAUCUAUACUCUGGUAAGCAAAAUACUACUCCGUUAUCGUUUGGAAUACGCGGGGGAAACCGAGGCUAAUCCAACUGUACAUGCAGGUAUUAUGAAACCAGACGGAGUUGUCCUAAUGAAGUUCAUUCCAAGAGAAAUGAAGAUAAUUUAGUGUAUAGUCAUGCAAUCACGAUUUUUUUGUCUUAAAAUUAAUAUUUUCAUAUAAUUGCAUGUUUAGAUGAUUGGAUAAUCGAUUUCGUUGUUUUAAUUGGCGAUCAAAUUAGGAUAUAGUUUAAAUUAAUAGGCCAUAGGGGUGAUGCUAGAAGGUUGAUGUUUUAGCAUCUCAACUGUAAUUCAUUGAAUUUGUAUGGACUCUAUUGUAUUAAAAUCGUACAGCAUGUUCUGCUUGAAGAACUAUAACCUUGAAAGAAACAUUUCAGUUAUGAGCAUUAUUUUUCUGUGCACUGAACGAGUGAGUGAGUGAGGGCGGAUCUAGGAUUUUUCAAAUCACAGUAAAAGUCCAGAUUGAGAAAAUUUUUCAAAUCGGCAGAUCGGAAUUUUGAUUAUUUUGGCUCAUGUUAGAGUUCAUCGCUAUGCCUAGGAAAGAUUCCGCUAAAAAACACCGUAUUAGAUGCCUCGUGUGUCAUAUUUUAAAAGAGCAAGAGUCAUAUUUCAAAACACACAACUUCUUAAGCCCCGCGUACAGACGGACAUGUUUUCCUUCACACGUUUUCUAGAACAGUUCACUUGCUCGUGUGUAUGGUGAGGAGGUUUUCCUUGCCAAGUUAAAUUUGCCAAGUUUUUUUUG
Messenger RNA from Dendronephthya gigantea, 2181 nucleotides. RefSeq names its product cytochrome P450 27C1-like. The transcript has a single exon. Gene Ontology annotation, molecular function: heme binding; oxidoreductase activity, acting on paired donors, with incorporation or reduction of molecular oxygen; monooxygenase activity. The coding region runs from base 1 to 1545 and encodes 514 amino acids. Lineage: Eukaryota; Metazoa; Cnidaria; Anthozoa; Malacalcyonacea; Nephtheidae. The record is from RefSeq and is a predicted model, not a curated record.